UUUCAAAUUUCCCUAUAAAAUGAAAGAGUCUGAGAGAGGAGCAGAGACUUGGUGAAAAGAAGUUAUAGAAUGGAAAGGGUAGUGGUAAGGAAAGAUGAGAGAAUUAUGACAAGGCUGGCAGAUGAGUUCGAACAACUGGCCGCUCAGCUGAACUCUCCGGCACCGAUCACCAUGGAAAUUGGCAAGUUCACCCAAGCCUGUCGUCUCGUUUCUCCUCUCAUUCGACACCUAGGCGUCGCUUCGAAGUUCGCCGACAUAGAGUACUCUGCUAAGGUUAGUGUGAUUGAAAAGGCAGGAAAGUCAGUUAAUACCCUAGAAGAUUCGCUUGACCGUGAAAUACAACAGAAUACCUUUAAGCCCCAUAAUAGUGCUUCGAGAUCCCUCAUCAGAGUGAGGCGUUCACUUGAGAUGCUUAAGAUAAUAUUCGAGCAAACUAUGGCCUCAAGCGAAAAAUCAAUCAUGGAUCCGGUUAAAACAGCAUAUAACCAAGUUUUGUACCCCUACCACGGAUGGGCUCUCAGAAAGACUUUUGUGGGUGCACUGCACACCCUUCCUACAAAGUCACUGUUCUUCAAAAGGGUAAAAUUAGAUGAAGCAUCGGCUUUUGUUCAGAUGCAAAGGACAGUUACUGCAUUAGCUCCUCUGAUACACUACAUCGACAACUUAUUCCAUUCAAGGGAGUCAACUCAAGAGCUGCUACGCUUGAUUUGAUAGAUUUCCGUCUUUUCGCAUGUACUCAUGCAAUUUUACAAAUAUUCUUUUAUUUCCUUAUUUCAAAUGUAUGGUAUGAAUAUCGGUGUGAACCUUAUAAGGAUUGUUAUUCGAUUUGGUUAUAGUUAUGGUAAGGGAAAUUUUAUUUGAACCCAUAUUUUAUA
Messenger RNA from Malus domestica (apple), 875 nucleotides. Its product is annotated as accelerated cell death 11-like. Lineage: Eukaryota; Viridiplantae; Streptophyta; Magnoliopsida; Rosales; Rosaceae. Gene Ontology annotation, biological process: ceramide transport; intermembrane lipid transfer. Gene Ontology annotation, cellular component: membrane; cytoplasm; cytosol. The record is from RefSeq and is a predicted model, not a curated record. Gene Ontology annotation, molecular function: ceramide 1-phosphate transfer activity; ceramide 1-phosphate binding.